This is a messenger RNA of Phasianus colchicus (ring-necked pheasant), 2839 nucleotides long. It is a transcript of the gene CAVIN2, whose product is annotated as caveolae associated protein 2. NCBI's taxonomy places the organism in Eukaryota, Metazoa, Chordata, Aves, Galliformes, Phasianidae. Gene Ontology annotation, cellular component: caveola; cytoplasm. The record is from RefSeq and is a predicted model, not a curated record. Gene Ontology annotation, molecular function: protein kinase C binding.
GCGGCGGCUCGCGCCGGGGCAGCCAUGGGGGAGGCGGCGGGGGGCAACGCGGUGCCGCCGCCGGCGGAGGCUGCGGGCGGAGGGCAGGUGAACGCCCUGACCGUGCUGGCCCUGCUGGAAAAGCUGGUGUCCAUGCUGGAGUCGGUGGAAGGGCAGCAGCGGCAGAUGGAGCAGAGGCAGCGGGGGCUGGAAGGGGCGGUGAAGGGCAUCCAGGGGGAUCUGGGCAAGCUGUGCCGCAGCCACGGGGCUACGGGCGCGGCGGUGGAGAAGCUGCUGGAGAAGUCGCAGAAGGUGUGCGCUCACACCCGCGCGGUGCGCGAGCGGCUCGAGCGGCAGUGCGCGCAGGUGCGGCGCUUGGAACAGCACCACGCGCAGCUCCUGCGCAGGGACCGCUUCAAAGUGCUCAUCUUCCAGGAGGAAAAUGAGAUCCCUGCCAGUGUUUUUGCAAAGGAGCCUAUUCCCAGCAUUACAGAAGGAAAAGAAGAGCCCGUGGAUGAGAACAAAACUCUGGAAGAAACCUUGCAUACAGUGGAAUUAUCUUCAGAGGAUGACAUACAUCACGAAGAUGAUAUGGGCGACAGCGCAGACGAGAAAGCAGAAGAGUCAAGAGCUGAGAAAAUUAAAAGGACCAGCCUGAAGAAGGUCGACAGCCUUAAGAAAGCGUUCUCCCGCCAAAACAUCGAGAAGAAGAUGAACAAGAUCAGCACGAAGAUCGUCUCACCUGAACGGAGAGAGAAGAUUAAGAAAUCCCUUACAGUGCACCAUCAGAAAUCCUCCUCUUCCAAGAGUUCGCCUUUCAAAGUUCCGCUCACGUUCAACGUGAAGAAAUCCCGUGAAGGAGAAAGCCCCGCUGAAGGCGAAGACAGACCGGCAGAUACAGCGAGCACCGAGCAGGCCGAGAACGAGGAGGAGAUGUCCUUCGCCGACAUGCACUCAGAUAUGACCCCCACCACGUCUCUGGCUGAGGAGAGCAAAGCCGUCAUCGAUUCUUUGGAGAAAGAAGCCAGGAUGGAAAGCAGCGCCGUGACAAACAACAACAUUGAGCUGUCCAUUGUUGAGGAUGAUGAAGAGUACGGGGUGCCUCUCGAAGACUCCAGCCAGAAACUGUACGAUGAGAGGAGCAAACCGGUCAGCGGAGAAAUGGAAGAUUCCGAUGAAGAAACAACCCAAGCAGCUGUUCUGCAGAUAGACCAAACAGCCUAAGACGUCAAAGCCAUCCUUCAGCUUCCAGAUGCCCACGGUUUUGCCUAGGUGAAUGACUGGUUUCUGCUACCCGUGCGGUAGCGGUGUUUGGGUUUCUUCCAGCCUUCUCUCUGCAAUGAUAAUUUACCGCGUCGUAUUGGAAUGCCCAAAUACUUCUGUUUCCCUCUCUCGGAGUAUUUAGUACUGUCAGUAAUUUUGUAUGUGAGUGUAGAAAUGGUGAGAACACUUGAAAGUGAUUUCUUCGCUAUGCUCUGUGAGUGCUGAGAGCCUCUGUAGCUGCAAACCUGCGCAGCUGAUGUGGAGCUUUGCUCCCUAAUGUUGCAAGGCCAAAAGGGCAGAGUACAUAGCAAAACUGAAACGUUGGCUCCAUCAGUCUCUAUGGGCACAGGAUUUUUGUGCCAGUAGUCUCUCACUUAGAAGAAAUGACAGUGUUUAUACGGAAAUGAAAAGAUGUACUUCAAACUACCGGAGUUAUAGAAAUAUGUUAGCGACAGGCUUGAAUGUGUAAUCAGCUGCUGUACCUUUAAUGGAUCGGAAGUAGUUUAAAAAAAGAGAGAGAGGAGUUUGAUAGAAACAUUAGAAACACAGAGAUAGUCUGAAGGAAGUAUGAAACGCUACGAAGUGUUAAGGAAAAAAGGGGGGGGGAGCAAAAAAUAAAAGCCCACUAUAUUAAGUCUAUACUUCCAGCUUAAAGAAUAUAUACUCAGAUAACACUAAUUAAUUAAUCCUUAAUCCUUGUAACAAACUGCUAUCGAACUUUGCACUGCACAACUUUGUAUCUCAGAGUAUUUUGGAAACAGUAUAAUUUAUCUUUUUACAAAUUAUUUCAUAUAUAGAGUUAUAUCCACACAAAAGAGUUAGAUAAUAACAGGGAUGUAAGGGCAAUGCUUCAAAAAGGGGAAAAUGCUUUUUUAGGCAUGCCUCGAGGGCAAAUUGCGUUAGGGACUGAAUAUGACGACAGGCAUGAGUUUACAUAGGAACGAGUCUGCAAAGGCACGAGAUUUGAUUCUCUGUUAAUAACUUAGCUCGGGAUCACCUCCGUGCUGUCAAAAUCGGACGCCUAAUUUUUCAAGAUUUGUGGAAAAUGAGACGUUCCGGAGGAGCCCGUUUGCUAUGAACAUUCAUUCCUGUCACUUCACAAAGAUGAGGGUGCAGCGAAGAAAGGGAAGCACAGCACCUGCAACAAUCACCUUACAUCCUUGUUUGUUUAUGCGUUGGGUUAUUUUUUAUAUAUACGUACAAAUAUAAUUCUACAGAUGCUUAACACUGCACUAAAAGGUUGCUUCCUUCAACUUGUAUUUAGCAUCACCAGUUAUAGGGGGAAUAAAAACUACAGCAAAAAAUGCCAUUGUGACAUGUUUAGCAGAUACUGCUCCAUGGAGGUGGUAUCUGUGACCUCACAGAUCACAUUCCAGAUCACACUGGAAAUUAGUUGCUAAGAGCUUACAGUAGGCAAGUACUGUUAGAAGUUAAGCUCUGAAGUAUACAGCGUCAUCUAGGAGAUACUGUUUGCAAGGAAAAAAUAAGGCGUAACUCAUGUGACUUUAUUUCUAUUUUGUAUUAACUACAGUGGAUCUCCAAUGUUUUUACUUGUAACUAACGACAAAUAUGACAAAUAAAAGCAUAACAAGAAACA